Molecule: messenger RNA, 1899 nt
Organism: Papaver somniferum (opium poppy)
Lineage: Eukaryota; Viridiplantae; Streptophyta; Magnoliopsida; Ranunculales; Papaveraceae
Product: disease resistance protein RGA2-like
Exons: 4
Coding region: 1-1899 (632 amino acids)
Source: RefSeq, a predicted model, not a curated record
AUGACAUGUAUAAGAGAGAAAAUUGCGAAAAAAUGUGGUGGUUUACCACUUGCUGCAAAUGUUCUCGGUAUUGUUUUGCGCUUGCAAAACACCGAGACUGAUUGGCUCACAAUUCUAGAUCACGGGUAUGGAGAUGAAGAGAAAAACUUUGAACCGUCUAUGGAUGGCCGAAGGGUUCCUUCAUCCAUCUCAUGGUGGAUAUCAAUUGGUUACUGGCAAAUUCAUUUUUCUAAGAUUUUUGAUGAUGGAAAGGAUGUUUCCAUCAAUCAACUUUACAAUUUCCAGACAUUAGUGCUUCUUAGUUGCACGAAUUGUAAAAUGAUUCUUGUAGGCAUUGGGUCUCUGAAGAUAUUAAGGCACCUAAAUCUCUCAUAUUCGGAUGUCGAAAAGCUACCAGAUUCUGUCGUUCAGCUCAUGAAUUUGCAGACAUUAAUACUUACAAAUUGCGAAAGAUUAGCAGCAUUACCUGUAAAUAUUGGGUCUUUGACAGAUCUAAGACAGUUGAAACUCAAUUACUGUACUACUUUACAAGUUCUACCUAGAGAAGCAGGUACAUUGGCACAAUUAAGGUGUCUGGAUUUGUCAUCUUCUGGGAUUAAAGAGUUGUCUGAAUCAUGCUUUAGCAACCUUAGUAAUUUGGAGUCAGUCGAUUUUGGAGCCUGCAAGCUUCCCAAAGAAAUUAAAAAUUCCCCAAAAUUGAGAAUCUUUAGACAUAGGAGAGAAGACACAAAUGAAAUGCCUAGAGGUAUAGAAACUCUAACUUGCCUUGAAGUGUUAGAUUCCUAUGUGGUGAGGAGCAGAGAAACGAUUUUCUGUACCGAUGAUGAUAGUGGGAUUGUAGAAUUAGCCAAUCUAAAUUCUUUGAAAAACUUAACUAUUGACCAUCUGGAGUUCGUGAGAGGUGGUAUUGACGCAGACAGAGCAAAGUUACAAGAUAAGACAAACCUAUGUGAUUUGUUGCUAAGAUGGGGGUCCAAUUUUGAUGAUGACGAUGAAAUGGCGUUUGAUGAGGCAUUGGAGGGUCUCGAACCUAACCGUAAUUUGAGAACACUGAGAAUAUUUGGUUUUCCUGGUUUUGAGCUUCCGAAAUGGAUGGGUUCGUCUAAUUAUCUUCCGAAUUUACUGAAAUUAAUUCUUUGGGGUUACAAUAGAUGUGAGAAUCUACCUGCGCUGGGGACGCUCCCGUGUCUUAGUUUUCUUUAUAUUAAGGAGACGAAUUCACUGAAGUGCUUCGGUGAAGAGUUCUAUUACCAGCAAGAAGAACAAGAAAAAGAAAAGACCAUCAGCAGUAGUAGCAAUUCAUUUCCUUCCCUUGACACGCUAUGGAUCAGGGGAUGCCCAAAACUGACAAGCAUACCAAACUCAUUUCCUUUUCUUAAGAUAUUGUCUUUAUCCCACACCAACAACAAAGCAAUAACCUCAAUCUUAGCUACCGGCGGUCUGACCUCUCUCACAAACUUCGUUAUAGAUGAUUCUCCAGAACUGACAUAUAUCCCAGUAAGGGUGUUAUUCCAGAACGUUACUCAGAAUCUUCAAAUUCUAUCCAUCAAACGAUGCUCUAAGUUUCAAGGUUUUCUAGAAGAUGAUGAUCUAAAUAUCUACAACAACAACAAGGAGGGUCCAGAAAUCAACUCCAACUCCAACUAUAUCAGCAGUUCUCCCCGCUUAUUAGAAAUGAUUGUAUGUCCUGUUUUAACUUUACUCCCGGAUUUACGAUCGAUCACUUCUCUCCGGAAAUGCGACAAAUUGAAAGAGUCAAUACCCUACGAUCUCAAGAAAUCUCUUACAUUUCUUGAAGAUUUGGAAGUUGAUUUUAUUCAAAUUGAAGACAAGCAUCUACCAGAUCCGACCAGUGUAUAUGAUUUAAUUAAUUUGAUGGAGGAUCAGAAGCAGAAGUAG